AUGCCUGCUCAACGACCUUCGCAGCUUCCUCCCUGCCCCGGCCCCCCUCCCAACCGACCUCUGCCUGCUCUUCCCAAGCGAGGCAGGCUCUUGGCUUCAGCUCUUCUCGUCCUCGGUUACACAAUGGCAAAGGACAAGGUUCGCCCGGCUCUUGCGACCUCCCGCGCCGCAUAUGCACAUGCGAACUACGACUGA
This is a messenger RNA of Fusarium proliferatum ET1, 195 nucleotides long. RefSeq lists its product as uncharacterized. Bases 1 to 195 code for a protein of 64 amino acids. The transcript has 2 exons. The record is from RefSeq and is a predicted model, not a curated record. NCBI's taxonomy places the organism in Eukaryota, Fungi, Ascomycota, Sordariomycetes, Hypocreales, Nectriaceae.